AUUAAUUUAAUUAAUUUCAAGGUGUAAUACAAAGGAUUGAAUCUGAAUAUGAUAAAUAAAAACGAGGAGAAAAUUAGAGAAAGCGGCGCCAAGCAAAAAAAAUUCAAUGGAAAAGUUUACUUGUUUAAAGAAAUUAAAUUCUCAAUGUCCCCUUCAAGAUGAGAACUCAUAGAAGAACAAUAAUUCAACUACUAAAUAUAAAAGGGAAAACUGUCAAAUAAGCCCACCUACUCUGUACGGUAAGUCAAUUAGACCCAUGUACUCCAACAUCGAUCAUUUAAGCCCACGAAGUCACAAAAACCGACCAAUUGGCCUUUUUUGGAGGUCACCAACCGGUAAGCCUGUUUAAAGCCUACUUGGCUUCUUACGUGGAUUUUUUUAAAGCUGGCAGAGUAAUCCACCUGGAUUAUUAAUCUGUAGUCCCCCUCACCCUUAUCUACGACCUAAUCUUAUUAAUUUUCGACCACCAACCCUUAUCUCCUCAGAUUCGUCGUCCGUCGUCUGGCCGUGUGAGCUUUCCCUUAGGAAUGUCGAGUGCAUCUGAAUCUACUCCCAGCAAAGGGCGAAGCUGUACCUUAGACUACCAUCCGGCUGUGUACUGCCAUUGUGGAUUGAAAUCCCCUCUGUGUGUUGGACGGGGAAGCGGGAGAAGUUUUUAUGGGUGUCAAAAUUGGCUGGGUGCUGGUUGUGGUUUUUUCAUGUGGAAGGAUUCAGAUUCGGCUGAAAGAAAAGCGCCACUUGUUGGUAGAUUGAUGAAGACGAAUACAGAUGAUAUGAAGGCCUUGGUUUCUGGGAUUGCUGAACACAUAUGUGCUGUUGAAGAACAACUUGGAUGUGUUGUAAAGGUUGUUGAAA
Molecule: messenger RNA, 855 nt
Organism: Cuscuta epithymum
Lineage: Eukaryota; Viridiplantae; Streptophyta; Magnoliopsida; Solanales; Convolvulaceae
Source: the annotation of a GenBank genome assembly